Oryza brachyantha (malo sina) is the source of this 1670-nucleotide messenger RNA. Its product is annotated as pentatricopeptide repeat-containing protein At1g07590, mitochondrial. The record is from RefSeq and is a predicted model, not a curated record. Gene Ontology annotation, cellular component: mitochondrion. The transcript is spliced from 2 exons. NCBI's taxonomy places the organism in Eukaryota, Viridiplantae, Streptophyta, Magnoliopsida, Poales, Poaceae. Gene Ontology annotation, molecular function: protein binding. The coding region runs from base 84 to 1646 and encodes 520 amino acids.
GCUGCACAACUCUCAGGGCCUCGCCGCCGCAAAGAACACACCUACUCCGUAGGAGGGAACGUGCUCGACGAAUUGCCGCACCCAUGCUGACGCCGCUGUGCGCGCUGCUCCGGCGCCGGCGGCCGCCGAUCCCCGCCGCCGCCGCCGCAGCAGCGACCUUCUUUACGAGCUCUGGAGGCGCCCGUAUAGUGCUCCCCCCUCCUCCUGCGCCGGCGGAGCCCCGCGACGAGCCGGAACAGGAGGGCGGCUCGCUGGCGCAGCGGGUGGAGCGGUCGGCGUCGGUGUGCGCCGCGAUCCGGGGGUGGAUGGCCGACGGCCGCGCUGUGCACCGCGGACACAUCUUCCACGCCGUCAACCGCCUCCGCCGCCGCAGCCUCCACCGCACCGCCCUCCAGGUCAUGGAGUGGAUCAUGAGAGAGAGGCCUUACAAGCUUAGUGAGCUAGAUUACUCAUAUCUUCUGGAGUUCACAGCUAAAGUUCAUGGCAUUUCUGAAGCUGAGAGCCUCUUCCUUCGCAUACCUCAGGAAUACCAGAACGAGCUGCUCUACAACAAUCUUGUUAUGGCUUGUUUGGAUUUGGGCCUGAUUAAGCUUGCAUAUGGUUACAAGAGGAAGAUGAGGGAAUUGUCCUUGCCGAUUUCACCGUAUGUUUACAACCGACUGAUCAUCCUCCAUUCUUCUCCGGGGCGUCAGAAAACUAUUUCCAAGAUACUCACCCAGAUGAAAGCCGAUGGUGUGACCCCUCACACGUCGACCUACAACAUCCUACUGAAGAUAAAGGCCUAUGAACACAACAUUGAUGGAGUUGCAAGGGUUUUCAAUGAUAUGAAAAGAGAAAAAAUCGAGCCAAAUGAGAUCACAUAUGGCAUUCUAGCAAUUGCACAUGCUGUUGCAAGGCUGUAUACUGUUUCUCAGACAUAUGUAGAAGCGAUCGAGAACUCUAUGACUGGAACUAAUUGGUCUACAUUGGAAAUUCUGCUUAUCUUGUAUGGAUACCAUCGGAAGGAAAAGGAGCUAAAGAUGACAUGGGACCUCAUGCAAGGUCUCCCUCAUAUUCGACACAAAAGCUUUAUCUUAGCGAUUGAAGCAUUUGGGAAGGUUGGUUCAAUUGAUCAGGCAGAAGAGAUAUGGGGAAAGAUUAAAUCAACAAGGAAGCUCAAGCUUACAGAACAGUUCAAUUCCAUUUUAUCAGUUUAUUGUAGGCAUGGUAUCGUGGAUAAAGCUUCGGCUGUGUUCAAAGAAAUGAGAGCAAAUGGUUGCCAACCAAAUGCCAUUACAUACCGCCACUUGGCGCUGGGCUGCUUGAAAGCAGGUAUUGUUAAAGAAGCUCUGAAGACAAUGGAAAUAGCAAAGAAAGAAGUUGUCAGCAGGAAGGUGAAAAAUUCAACACCAUGGUUGGAGACAACACAUAUGUUGCUUGAAAACUUUGCAGAAAAUGGUGACUUGUUAAAUGCAAAGAGAGUCUUUAGCGAACUGAAUGAAUCAAAGUACUGUAGGAAUUCAUUUGUGUAUAAUAGCCUUCUUAAAGCUUAUGUGAAGGCAAAAGUAUAUGAACCAGAUUUGUUAAGAGCAAUGAUUUUGAGAGGAGUAAUGCCAGAUGCUGAAACAUACAGCCUUGCGGGUUUGAUAGAGCAGUUCAAGACAUAAUAACUAUGUACAUAACUGGGAAGG